AUCGAUAUCGCCAGACUUCCACAACUAAUUGCGAAAUCAAACAGCGGUGCUUGAACUUAGUAGAUAUUCCUAAAAACUCAGUGAUAAUGGAACAAUUUAAAGGACUGCAGAAAACUUUAUACAUAUGGACUGACAGCACCGAUCUGGACAAGCGUGUGGAGAAAGUGAAAUCAUCCACAGGUGGCGAAGUGGCCCUGGAAAAUGUCCACCGUCUGUCGUUCUCCUCCUACGCCAACUCCAGUUUCGACUUAAUUGUGAUCGAGUGUGCCCAGUUGACUGAUAAUUACGUAAAGCUGCUGCACAUGCUGAAGCCGAGCGGAAAACUUCACCUGGUGGCCUUCAUCGGACCGGCAUCCAGCCUGUUGCAGGAAGUCAAGCUGUCAGGGUUCAUAAAUUGUCGCGAGGAUGCGGAUGAUGCUUUGACUGCCGAGAAACCAGGCUACGAAACCGGCUCAUCCGCUCGUCUGUCAUUUGCCAAGAAGGAUGCCAGUGCCCUGAAUGUCUGGAAAAUUAGCGGUGACGAUGAGGAGCUAAUCGAUGAAGAGGAUCUACUGGACGAGGAAGAUAAGCAGAAGCCGGAUCCGGCCGGUCUUCGUGUCUGCAGCACCACAGGGAAGCGCAAGGCAUGCAAAAACUGCUCAUGUGGUCUGGCAGAGGAGCUGGAGAGCGAGAAGCAGACCAAGACUGCUACUGAGAACGCAAAGUCGAGCUGCGGCAAUUGCUACUUGGGUGACGCCUUCCGCUGCUCCACCUGCCCCUAUUUGGGCAUGCCUGCUUUUAAGCCUGGAGAGAAGGUUCAACUGGCCGAUAACCUGUUGAAAUCUGACAUCUGA
Molecule: messenger RNA, 833 nt
Organism: Drosophila bipectinata
Lineage: Eukaryota; Metazoa; Arthropoda; Insecta; Diptera; Drosophilidae
Gene: CIAPIN1
Product: cytokine induced apoptosis inhibitor 1
Biological process (GO): iron-sulfur cluster assembly
Cellular component (GO): cytoplasm
Molecular function (GO): iron-sulfur cluster binding
Source: RefSeq, a predicted model, not a curated record